GCCCGCCUCUCCCGUCGUCCGGCCCGGGCAUGGGCGACGACACCAGCCCCCUCAGCGUGAUCCUGGUGAGCUCGGGGAGCAGGGGCAACAAGCUGCUCUUCAGGUACCCCUUCCAGAGGAACCGGGAGCACCCCGCGGCCCAGACAAGCAAGCCUUGUAGCAGAUACGCCGUGAACAAUACAGGCGAUCAUGCUGAUGACCAGGAUGGAGACUCCAGGUUUUCAGAUGUCAUUCUGGCAACAAUUUUGGCAACCAAGUCUGAAAUGUGUGGCCAAAAAUUUGAAUUGAAGAUUGAUAACGUACGUUUUGUUGGGCAUCCGACACUGCUGCAGCAUGCUCUGGGGCAGGUCUCGAAAACAGAUCCGUCCCCAAAGAGAGAAACACCCACCAUGAUUCUUUUUAAUGUCGUAUUUGCACUGAGGGCUAAUGCAGACCCGUCGGUGAUAAACUGUUUGCACAACCUCUCCCGGCGCAUCGCCACUGUGCUGCAGCAUGAGGAACGCCGUUGCCAGUAUCUCACACGGGAAGCCAAGCUAAUUCUAGCACUGCAGGAUGAAGUGUCUGCUGUGGCUGAUGCAAAUGAUGGUCCUCAGUCCCCAUUCCAUCACAUUCUGCCCAAAUGCAAGCUGGCCAGGGACCUUAAGGAAGCCUAUGACAGCCUGUGUACUUCCGGCGUGGUACAGCUACACAUCAACAGUUGGCUGGAGGUGAGCUUCUGUCUACCCCACAAGAUCCACUAUGCCGCUGCCAGCCUUAUUCCCCCUGAGGCAAUCGAGCGGAGCCUGAAAGCCAUUCGCCCAUACCAUGCCUUGUUGCUGCUCAGUGAUGAGAAGUCCCUUUUGGCUGAGCUCCCACUUGACUGUUCCCCAGCCCUGGUGCGCGUGAUCAAGACCACAUCUGCCGUGAAGAACCUGCAGCAACUGGCCCAAGAUGCAGACCUGGCCUUACUGCAGGUUUUCCAGCUUGCUGCUCACUUGGUGUACUGGGGCAAAGCCAUUAUCAUCUACCCACUGUGUGAGAACAAUGUCUACAUGCUUUCUCCCAAUGCCAGUGUUUGUCUGUACUCCCCAUUGGCCGAGCAGUUCUCCCGUCAGUUCCCAUCGCAUGACCUGCCAUCUGUUCUUGCUAAGUUCUCUCUGCCUGUGUCCUUGUCAGAAUUUCGGAAUCCUCUGGCACCCCCUGUGCAGGAGACCCAGCUCAUCCAGAUGGUGGUGUGGAUGCUGCAGCACAGGCUCCUUGUCCAGCUGCACACCUACGUGUGCCUGAUGGCCUCGCCCAGUGAGGAUGAGCCCCGCCCUCGAGAAGAUGACGUCCCAUUCACUGCCAGAGUCGGUGGCCGCAGCCUCAGCACCCCCAAUGCCCUCAGCUUUGGCUCCCCAACUAGCAGUGAUGACAUGACACUCACCAGCCCCAGCAUGGACAACUCCAGUGCAGAGCUGCUCCCCAGCGGAGACUCUCCACUCAACAAGAGGAUGACAGAAACCCUGCUUGCCAGCCUGUCGGAGCACGAACGGGCAGCCAUCCUCAGCGUACCUGCAGCUCAGAACCCUGAGGACCUCCGCAUGUUUGCCAGGCUCCUGCACUACUUCCGGGGCCGCCAUCACCUGGAGGAGAUCAUGUACAAUGAGAACACGCGGCGCUCCCAACUGCUCACGCUCUUUGACAAGUUCCGAAGCGUGUUGGUUGUGACUACCCACGAGGACCCCGUCAUCGCUGUCUUCCAGGCGUUGCUGACUUGAGCCUGCAGACUCCUGCAGUGAGCCUCAGCCCCUCCUCCUGGCAUGACUGCCAGCCUGAGGCUUGACCACGAGUUGUGGGUUGUGUUCUUGCUCA
Molecule: messenger RNA, 1833 nt
Organism: Sorex fumeus (smoky shrew)
Lineage: Eukaryota; Metazoa; Chordata; Mammalia; Eulipotyphla; Soricidae
Gene: NPRL3
Product: NPR3 like, GATOR1 complex subunit
Exons: 13
Coding region: 30-1739 (569 amino acids)
Biological process (GO): positive regulation of autophagy; cellular response to amino acid starvation; TORC1 signaling
Cellular component (GO): GATOR1 complex
Source: RefSeq, a predicted model, not a curated record